AUGGAUAUACUUUCUUCUUAUUUAAGCAACACAUUUAGUAGUAGCUCUCCAACAAAGAAUAACAGUAGCAGCAUGCUUACGAUCGAUACAAACAACAAUACAAAUAUACACUCACCACCUACACAAGUCUACUAUACAAUUGAAGAUGUUAAGAAACACAACAAAGCAAACGAUCUGUGGAUGGUCCUUUACGAUAAAGUUUAUAAUUUAACAGAGUUUCUCAACGAACAUCCCGGUGGUAGUAUUUUAUUGAAAAAACAAAGCAAAGCAAACUUGUUACCUUUACCAAAAUGGUUACAAGUCAAUCAAACAUCAAUUACCACCAACACCAUUGAUAUUAUUUGA
Heterostelium album PN500 is the source of this 345-nucleotide messenger RNA. Its product is annotated as cytochrome b5-like heme/steroid binding domain-containing protein. The record is from RefSeq and is a predicted model, not a curated record. The coding region runs from base 1 to 345 and encodes 114 amino acids. Lineage: Eukaryota; Evosea; Eumycetozoa; Acytosteliales; Acytosteliaceae. The transcript has 2 exons. Gene Ontology annotation, cellular component: membrane; intracellular membrane-bounded organelle. Gene Ontology annotation, molecular function: heme binding.